Molecule: messenger RNA, 2962 nt
Organism: Polyodon spathula (Mississippi paddlefish)
Lineage: Eukaryota; Metazoa; Chordata; Actinopteri; Acipenseriformes; Polyodontidae
Product: prolyl endopeptidase-like
Exons: 15
Coding region: 108-2237 (709 amino acids)
Biological process (GO): proteolysis
Cellular component (GO): cytosol
Molecular function (GO): serine-type endopeptidase activity; oligopeptidase activity
Source: RefSeq, a predicted model, not a curated record
UCCCUGGUCUUCUAGUUUCACUUUCACUUCAGAGUACGAGGAGAAACGGGCUUGUUUGUGAGGGCAGAAAUUGUACAGCACAUUUAAACAAAAACGCCGAAGAAGCUAUGGCGUUCAAAUAUCCAGAGGCUCGCAGGGAUGAAAGCAAAAUCGACAGCUACCACGGCAUGGAAAUCCCAGAUCCCUAUGCGUGGCUGGAGGACCCGGACAGCGAGGAGACGAAGGCCUUCGUGGAGGCCCAAAAUGAGCUGACCCUGCCUUUCCUGGAGAAAUGUGCCAUCCAGGGGAAAUUCACAGAGAGAAUGACAGAGCUUUACGACUAUCCCAAAUACAGCUGCCCCUACAAGAGAGGAAACAAGUACUUUUUCUACCACAACACGGGGCUGCAGAACCAGAGUGUGCUGUACAUGCAGGACUCGCUCGACAGUGACCCGCGGGCCUUCUUCGACCCAAACAAGCUCUCCGCAGACGGGACGGUCUCCCUGCAAAUGGCGCGUCUGUCAGAGCAGUGCGAGUGCUUUGCCUACGGGCUGAGUGGCAGUGGAUCGGACUGGGUCACUGUGAAGUUCAUGACAGUGGAAGAUCAGAAGGAGCUGCCCGACACUCUGGAGAGGGUGAAAUUCAGCUGCCUGUCCUGGACUCACGACGGCAAAGGAGUCUUCUACAACUGCUACCCCCAGCAGGAGGGCAAAGCUGAUGGUACUGAGACCACCACCAAUCUCCAUCAAAAGCUGUACUACCAUGUGAUCGGAACAGACCAGUCCCAGGACAUCUUGGUUGCUGAGUUUCCUGACCAUCCCAAAUGGCUGAGUGCUGCUGAGGUGUCAGAUGAUGGGCGCUACGUCCUCUUAAAAAUCCGUGAAGGGUGCAAGCAUGUCAACCGUCUCUGGUACUGUGACCUGCAGCUGCUGCCCGACGGGAUCAAGGGCCUCCUUCCCUGGGUCAAGGUUAUUGAUAACUUCGAUGCCAAGUACUCGUACAUCACCAACGAAGAGACUGUGUUCACCUUCCUGACUAACCUGGACGCACCUCGCUCGCGCGUCAUUAAUAUUGACCUGAGUGACUGUGACCCCGCCCACUGGAGGACGCUGAUCCCAGAGCACCACAAGGACGUCUUGGAUUUUGUGACGUGCGUGAACGGGCAGUUCCUGGUGGUUGACUACAUGCGCGACGCCAAGGAUGUGCUGCAGCUGUUCAGCCUGGCCUCGGGGAAGCUGCUGAAGACCCUGCCCCUGGAUCUGGGCACCAUCGCCGGCUUCAGCGGCCGCAAGAAAGACACGGACAUCUUCUACAAGUUCUACUCCUUUCUGCAGCCAGGAGUCAUCUACCACUGUGACCUGACCUCAGAGACCCUGGAGCCCACAGUGUUCAGACAGGUGGAGGUGAAGGGCUUCGACCCCUCGGACUACCAGACUGUUCAGGUCUUCUUCCCCAGUAAGGAUGGCACCAAGAUUCCCAUGUUCAUCGUCCACAAGAAGGGCAUUAAGCUGGACGGCUCUCACUCGGCACUGCUGUAUGGCUAUGGAGGCUUCAACCACUCCCAGCAGCCUUCAUACAACGUUGCGUACCUCAUCUUUGUGAGACACUUGGGGGGAGUCCUCGCUGUCGCCAACAUAAGAGGCGGGGGGGAGUAUGGAGAGACCUGGCACAAAGGAGGAAGUCUGGGGAACAAGCAGAACUGCUUCGAUGAUUUCCAGUGUGGUGCCGAGUAUCUGAUCAGAGAGGGGUACACCUCUUCCUCCAAACUCACCAUCAGGGGGGCGUCUAACGGAGGCCUGCUGGUCGCCGCCUGUGUGAACCAGCGUCCCGAGCUGUUUGGCUGCGGCAUUGCCAAGGUGGGUGUGAUGGACAUGCUGAAGUUCCACAAGUUCACCAUCGGCCACGCCUGGACCACGGACUACGGAUGCUCCAACAACAAGGAGGAGUUCCACUGGCUCAUCAAGUACUCCCCUCUGCACAACCUGCCCCUCCCCACCGACCCUGCGCCUCCCUACCCAGCCAUGCUGCUGCUGACGGGGGAUCACGACGACCGCGUGGUGCCCCUGCACUCCCUCAAGUACACAGCCACCCUGCAGCACUGUGUGGGCCGCCGCCCCGGCCAGAGACAGCCCCUGCUGAUCCGCAUCGACACCAAGAGCGGGCACGGAGCCGGCAAGCCCACUGCCAAGGCCAUCCAGGAGGAGGCGCACAUCUUCAGCUUCAUCGCAGAGACCCUGGGGCUGAGCUGGAGGGACUGAGCACAGGCAGAGGGGCUCGGCUGAGACACACUCUUUGAUUUUAGGGCUGUGCUGGAGAGACUAACACAGGGAGAUCUACACACACACACAAACACAGAGAGGUGGCAUUCAUAUGGGGCAUACAGAUAUAUCCUCAGACACAGGGACAGGCGGGAGAGGGGCACACCUUCUUCAGACCCAGAGUUAAGCCAGAAGGACCCAGACAGGCACAUGGACAGACUAACCAGGAUUUAUAAAAGACUGUUGAUUUGAAAUCUAUUUGACUGAUUAAAUAACGUACCUGAUUCUGUUCUGGACGGUUUUUGAUUUUAAUAAUGAAAGGAAAGUGACUUACUUUAACGCACCAAAAUUCAAAGUCACAGAGCCUCUUGGGUAGUAAGGGGUCUUGUUUACCCAGUGCAGAAAUGGCUUCAGUUUGCCUAUAGGUAGAUCCUUUAUCAUUGAUGUAGUAUUCCAGAAUAUGAAUAUAUUACCUACAUUGUCGUGUUAUUACUCGUUAUUGUGAAGUUCCUGGGUUUCAAUGCAGCAGUUGUAUUUUUUCCAGUUCACGGUGCUGGUAGAUCUCAUAGUCUGGUAGAAGUCUGUAAGCUCAUUUCUUAUUGUGAUGUAGUGUGUGGCUCAUGUAAAAUAUCAUAUCUGCCCAUUUUUAUCAUAGAUCGUGUUAAGCCAUGAAUCUGGUGAUUUGUGUAGGCUCUAAAAAUCUAUAAAGAAACGGUAUCUCUAAA